Akanthomyces muscarius is the source of this 654-nucleotide messenger RNA. RefSeq lists its product as uncharacterized. The coding region runs from base 1 to 654 and encodes 217 amino acids. NCBI's taxonomy places the organism in Eukaryota, Fungi, Ascomycota, Sordariomycetes, Hypocreales, Cordycipitaceae. The transcript is spliced from 2 exons. The record is from RefSeq and is a predicted model, not a curated record.
AUGUCUAGAGUCACUGCUCCCGUCGCCAAGCUCUCCCGCGCCAUCAGCUCGACCGCCGCGCCCGCCGCCGUCUCCCGCAGCAGCGGCUCCCUCCUCGACAGCACCGCUCACCACGGCGGCGCUCCUCUCAUGCCCAAGUAUGCCGAUCUCCUCCGCGACCGCGAGCACAACAAGUCCCGUGGCAUCACCACCACCCACCGCCCUACUCCCCAGCCCAGCAUCGCCGACCGGCCCCGCCCGCUCAUGCAGACCUUCCACUCGAGCGCCAGCCAGGUCGGCGUGCCCCCGACGCACCUCGACGCCAUGAUCCUGCCCACCAUGGACUUUUCCUCCGCAGCCCCCGUCGCCGCCGGCCCGCGCGUCCCUCUUCUCCCCGACAACUACGGCGCCGCGCACGCCCUCGCGCCGUCCGCCCCCGAGGUCGCCUUCUCCAAGCCCACCAUCUUCGCCGCCGAGCCCGACCGAGUCGCGCCCGCCACGCCGCUCUCCGCCGUCGAGGGCCUCUCGCUCGACGGCAUCGAGCUCAAGUUUGCGCAUGACGCGCCUGCUGCCGACGGCAGCGGCAGCACAGCCGCCGAGCACGGCCACAUGAUCCGUGACUUCUGGAAGGGCAUGGUCGACGACGUUCUCGGUCCCGUCCCCAAGACCAUCUAA